UAAAACCCUCUUCAGCAACAACCCCUAAAACCCCCACUGAAUCUCUCGUCUCCGCCUCUCUCCGGACGUUCUUCAUUUCUCUCUUGCCUUCUUCGUACUAAUGGCUUCAGCGGUUCUCCGUAACCCUAAUUCUAAACGUGUUCUUUUCUCUUCCAAAAUCUACUCCUGCUGUCGAGGAUCGGCCUCCGCUCAUUUCUCCAUUUCCGAUUCUCUCUCUGGAAAUGACACAGCUUCUGUUUCCGCUGGUACUUGGUGGAGAUCCAUGGCCACCUUUACUAGAACUAAGCCUCACGUUAACGUGGGAACAAUUGGGCACGUUGAUCAUGGGAAGACUACCCUGACUGCAGCAAUUACUAAGGUUCUAGCAGAAGAAGGUAAAGCUAAAGCUGUAGCUUUUGAUGAAAUUGAUAAGGCCCCUGAGGAGAAAAAGAGAGGAAUUACAAUUGCUACGGCUCAUGUGGAGUAUGAAACUGCUAAACGUCACUAUGCCCAUGUCGACUGUCCUGGACAUGCAGAUUAUGUCAAAAACAUGAUUACUGGAGCUGCACAAAUGGAUGGUGGAAUUCUAGUUGUAUCCGCUCCUGAUGGGCCCAUGCCACAGACAAAGGAACAUAUACUACUUGCCCGUCAGGUUGGUGUGCCAUCACUUGUGUGUUUCCUGAAUAAAGUUGAUGCCGUUGAUGAUCCAGAGUUAUUAGAGCUUGUGGAAAUGGAGCUUCGUGAACUGCUUAGUUUCUACAAGUUUCCCGGAGAUGAAAUCCCCAUUAUCCGGGGAUCAGCAUUGUCUGCUCUUCAGGGAACAAAUGAAGAAAUAGGGAAAAAGGCCAUCUUAAAAUUGAUGGAUGCCGUGGAUGAAUACAUCCCUGACCCUGUCCGCCAACUUGACAAGCCUUUCCUUAUGCCAAUUGAAGAUGUUUUCUCAAUUCAGGGACGUGGUACUGUUGCAACUGGACGGGUUGAACAAGGGACCAUUAAAGUUGGUGAAGAAGUUGAGAUUUUGGGAUUGGUGCAGGGUGCUCCUGUAAAAACAACAGUAACUGGAGUCGAGAUGUUCAAGAAAAUAUUGGACCAAGGACAAGCUGGUGACAAUGUGGGUCUUCUCCUACGUGGUUUGAAGCGAGAUGAUGUGCAAAGAGGGCAGGUGAUUGCCAAGCCUGGAACUGUGAAAACAUACAAGAAGUUUGAGGCGGAAAUAUAUGUACUCACAAAGGAUGAAGGUGGGCGUCAUACCGCUUUUGUUUCCAACUACAGGCCACAGUUUUACAUGAGAACUGCAGAUAUUACUGGGAAAGUUGAGUUGCCUGAAAAUAUUAAGAUGGUUCUGCCUGGGGACAAUGUGACUGCAACUUUCGAGUUGAUCUCACCCGUUCCCCUUGAAGCAGGACAAAGAUUUGCAUUGAGAGAGGGAGGUAGAACAGUUGGAGCUGGCGUGGUCUCGAAAGUAAUUAGCUGAGUCAUUUGAUGCCAAAUCCUUUAUGCUUUUUCCCCUUUUUCAGUAGAAGUGCUCUAGGUAAGAAGACGUGAUUGAUAUUUGAUGAGAAAAAGAAAAGGGAUGUGAUACUUUCUUACAAAGCAUUUGAUGCAAUGUUGGUUCUAGGCAUUACUGAAGAGAUUAUUAAUGAUCACAAAUUGAGUUUAAAUUUGAAAGAAUGGUUGUCUCCGGGUCCCUCUUCCGCAGCAUGCAAUUGAUCAACAUAGCUUGAUCUUUAAACCCUUCAGGUUUUAUGUGGGUAUUAAAUAAUUUUCCUUUCCAAUUGUAUUAAUGUUUGACUACAUGUCACUAAUCAUUAUUACUGACGAUUUUUCUGCCUAGCUUUUCAUGGCUGCUACCAUGUAUAAAAAGCCAAUUGUCAUUCAUAACAUUUAAAAAUGUUUUUACUGGA
Molecule: messenger RNA, 1883 nt
Organism: Jatropha curcas
Lineage: Eukaryota; Viridiplantae; Streptophyta; Magnoliopsida; Malpighiales; Euphorbiaceae
Product: GTP binding Elongation factor Tu family protein
Biological process (GO): mitochondrial translational elongation
Cellular component (GO): mitochondrion
Molecular function (GO): GTPase activity; GTP binding; translation elongation factor activity
Source: RefSeq, a predicted model, not a curated record